Molecule: messenger RNA, 443 nt
Organism: Acanthisitta chloris (rifleman)
Lineage: Eukaryota; Metazoa; Chordata; Aves; Passeriformes; Acanthisittidae
Product: adipocyte plasma membrane-associated protein-like
Exons: 4
Source: RefSeq, a predicted model, not a curated record
UACUUACAGCAGCAAGGUGUUUCGUGUUACCUUCUUGACUUUGGCUGCAUCUCUGACUGUGCCACUGCUUGGAGUAACUGUUCUCCUGGAUUGUCCUAUAGACCCUCAGCCUAUAAGUUUAAAGGAACCUCCCCUCCUGGCGGGUGUGCUAGAGCCCAAUACCAAGUUACGAAAAGCUGAGCGGUUGUGGGAAAACCAGCUGGUUGGACCAGAGUCCAUUGUCAAUAUUGGGGAUGUGCUAUUUACUGGGACAGCUGAUGGGAAGAUUAUCAAAAUUGAAGAUGGGGAAAUACAGACAAUAGCCAGAAUUGGCCAUGGUCCUUGUGGAACCCGUGAAGAUGAGCCAACAUGUGGAAGACCCCUUGGCAUCAGAGUGGGGCCAAAUAACACCCUUUUUGUGGCAGAUGCUUACUAUGGACUCUAUGAAGUUGAUCCUGAUACAG